AUGAAUACAUCAAUAAACCUGGUUGCCAACGUAUGUAAUUACAAACGUUCUAGCCUGGUUGACCCGUUUAACUAUAGAGGAAAAACCACGAAGUUUAAAAGAAGCACAGUGCUUUUACCUUGUCGAUGUUUCUUAGAAAGAAUAUAUGAAGGGGAAAACCCUGAUUUUGACCAAAAUCACAACAUUGCCAUUUCGAACCCUUUGCUACGUUUAGAACAGCUAGGAACUCGGUGGUUUGGACUGAUCAUAGACCUUGACUCCUUGCUUGUGGAAGGUAGUAAUAUCUACUCUCAAGAUGCUUGGAUGAAGUUAGCACAGAAGAAAAAAUUGAGAUAUCCAAGUAAAUAUGAUUUAAAAGUUGCAGAACGGAGUAGUCCAACCCAGUUCAUUACUCAAAUCAUGCUAUGGGGUACCGAUCGUUACUUUGUUCGUGAUCUCAUCAAGGAAUAUCGCCGCCUUCUUCAAAAAAAUUCUACUCCAAAGAGUUGUAUAGAUCUAAAACCGGGUGUUCAUAACUUUUUAAGGAUGAUGACUUCACAAGAUAUUCCUUGCAUAAUAACUUCAUCUGAAAGCCGCCAGGAUUUAAGGGCAACUUUGAUUUCACUAGGUAUUCAUACGUACUUUGAUGUUGAAGAUGAAGAUAAGUUACCAAAUUCACAUAAUAAAAUUGUUGAGAAAAUUGCGGGGUGCGAUGACACUGCCAAUGGCCUACCAGAUCCAGAACUUUAUGCCUAUGCAGCAAAUUUGAUUCAACGGGCAUGUGAUAGGUGUGUGGUGCUAGGUGCUUCGAUUUCUUGCUGUGAAGCUGCACAUUCACUUGGUAUGAAGUGUGUUCUCAUUCAAGGAGGUAAAACGAGGCGUUGGGAGUUGACUGGUGCAGAUAUUGUUAAAAGUAGCUUGGAGGAAGUCUUCUUUCAAGAUUUUAAAGAACUCUUCUCUUCAGAUCUUGAUUAA
This is a messenger RNA of Bathycoccus prasinos, 954 nucleotides long. RefSeq lists its product with no specific name. Bases 1 to 954 code for a protein of 317 amino acids. The transcript has a single exon. Lineage: Eukaryota; Viridiplantae; Chlorophyta; Mamiellophyceae; Mamiellales; Bathycoccaceae. The record is from RefSeq and is a predicted model, not a curated record.